CCCGGGAAGAAGCAAGUAGUGAUCAGUUGGCAACUUUUCGCAGAAAUGUCUGGAUUUGACGAGCGCCCGGUUUAUUUCAGCGAUGCUUUUGGUUCAGAGGAACAAGCAGAUGAGCGAGAAGUUAACAGAAUCAGUGCCAAGAAGCGAUUUAGGGAGUUUAUCCGUGAAUUCCACGAAGGAACUUUUAGCUACGCGUAUCGGUGAGCAAAAUGGCGCACUAUAGCAUGCUCUACGAAAGUUAAUCUAUGAGCACAAAAUCAUGCUUUGCCGUAGAAUAACUGAGUUUUAAAGCCUAUAAGUUUAACAUGUCAUACAGCUUUCUAAGAGUCGUUUAUCUUCAUAAUUUGACAAGAAUCAGGGUUUGUAUUCUACAAUCUCGCUGUUGGUUUUUCAGCGAGGCUACCAUGUGCUUUGCUUACGAAAUAUUUUGCCCAAGUUCGAUCGAUCGUCUGAAAUCAAAUCUGCGUCGCUAAUAUAUGUUUAUCCUUUCUUUCUCGUUCAGUGAUCAGCUUAAGAGACACUAUAAUUUGGGACAGUUUUACCUUGAAGUAGAUUUGCAAGAUUUGACGAGCUUUGAUGAGCAACUUGCUGAUAAACUCACCAAAAGUCCCGCAGAAUUCCUGCCUUUAGUGAGUAUACGUAGCUAACUUCCUGUACAUUUAAGCAAAAUUCGGAUCUCUUCUUUGACUUAUUUGUAUUUAGCUCGUCCAUUUCAUUUUAACCCCCAUGAGAUCAAAUUUCCUCGAACUUAUGAUUUGAAAGGGAAAGGCUCAUCAAGAACGUUUCAACUAAAUUUACCUGGAGUUGAACUUUUGAAUCAGGGUGAAGUCUGUUAUCAGCUUAUGCAUCAUGUUAUUCCACUUGUAAAUGUCACCCCAAGAUUCUCUCCCCACUAAGAGAACAUCUUCCCACGACAUUCUACAGUCCUAUGGCUUACAACUGGUGGUUAAUAGCAUAUGAUACUUUUGGAGAAUUUAUUGGUACAUCAUGCCAUUAUCUUUUUGUUAACCCUUAAUACACCCAAGAUCUGAUCAGUAAUUCUCCCAUCUGACUGCCAUUCAUUUUCCUUUGGUUUUUGGAGAAGCUUACAUGAAAAAAUUCUUUUUUAAAGCAAUCAUAUCCCAAACUUUGUUAAAAAAUCUGUUUUGUGAUAUUUAACAUUCUAUAGUUUGAAGAUGCAGCAAAAGAAAUGGCAGAUGAGGUGACUAAGCCACGGCCUUUAGGAGAAGAGGAAGUACAAGAUAUUCAGAUCACUCUCAAGUCUGAGGCAAACCCCAUGAGUGUCAGGGAGCUGCGAGUAUGUUUUUGAAUUUCACUGGCUGUGAUUCAUUCCCAUUCUUUCGCGUACAGGCUUAUUGAUUCCUUUGAAGCUUUGGAGGCAAUAACAAUCACGCCAGGCUAGUUGAAGCCUCCAGUCCUAAACUAGUGAUAACUUCUUUAUUUAUUCCUUAUUCCUAAUUUGUAAUUUGCUUUAUUUUCAGUCUGAGCAAAUGGCUAAAUUGGUAAAGAUUCCAGGCAUUAUCAUCAGUGCCUCUGCCAUUCGUGCCAAGGCAACUAACAUUACAAUCCAGUGCCGUUCUUGUCGCAACACAAUCUCCAACAUUCCUCUAAAGCCAGGUCUUGAGGGAUAUGCAAUGCCUCGCAAAUGCCCAAGGUAUAAUCUGUCUCUCUGAUCUUAUGCCUAGGGAAAAAUUUUUUUAUUGGUAAAAUGGGGCAGGGGGAUCUUUACCUGCUGAAUUUUUAGGAGUUUAAAAUUUUGUGAUUUAUGGAAUUUAGAAUUAAAGAGGGUAGGAGUUUGAGAGUAUGCCAUUCUUUUUAAUUUUUAAAUUUUUUUUUUCUUUCCCCUAUCACAAAAUAAUGAGGGGGUAUCAGCAGGUAGGGAUGACAAAUGAAACUUAAGAAUGAAACUUAAGAUCCCCUCCCUUGGGUAAACUCUGGUUCAUACUGGCUUAUUAAUAGACUUUAUACUUAUUUUAUGGGAAAUCACCUCCCCACAGUUGUUUAAAGAAUAUGAUAAACAGCUGACACAACAAUCAGUGGAUAAUCAGUGCAGUCUACAAUUUUCCUUCAAAACUAAGUGGAUAAAAUUGUGAAAAGCAGUGUAACUUUCAGUGUUGAAAAUGAGCUAGUGGUGGCAGGAAGCUUCAAGGAUAAUAUAGCCACAAAAGAUUUCUUUUGUCCCUUCAAACAGAACCUGCUCUGGGAAGUUUUACAAUUUUUUCUCUUAGUACUUUGUUAUAUCAUGACAAUGAUUAAUUACAUCUGUGUUUGACAGUGACCAAGCGGGCCGUCCACCAUGUCCUUUGGAUCCAUUUUUUAUCAUGCCUGAUAAAUGCAAAUGUGUUGACUUCCAAGUAUUGAAGCUGCAAGAAUCUCCAGAUGCUGUCCCUAAUGGUGAAAUGCCACGGCACAUGCAGUUGUACUGUGACCGGUAUGCACUUAUCAUUAUAAUUGUUGAUACAAACAAACAAACUUAAAGGGCUACUUCUUUCAAGCUCAUCAACUGCUGAAGAUCAGUGUGGCUUGUGAAGCAAGGGAAAGGGACUUUUAGCAAGAUUGCUUCACUCAGAAAUGUGUCUUGGGUAGAUGUAAGGAUCUUCUAAGAGUCUUGUAUCCUACCUUUCUCCCAUUCUCUCGCAAUAUUUCAUUAGCAAUUCUCCUUACUGUCUUCCAUACAAUUCUUAUCAAGUAAGUGUGGAUAAUUUGGUGUUAGAUCAACUAAUAAUCCAUGUUUCUUUAUUCUCAUUACUUGUCUGCUUGAUUUUGUAAGGAGAAUUUCUGUCUUGGUCACUCAUGGGAGUUAAAGGCUUAGGCUCAUCACAGCUCCUGCAAGUCUGUAAUUUCUAGUUAACCCUUUAACUCCCAGAAGUGAUUAAAUCUAACCUCUCCCUGCAAUAUGCUUACAUUUUCCAAUAAACAGGUAAUAAGAAUACUCAAACAUACUGAAUAGAAGUUGCUGUCUUGAUCUAACACCAAAUUCUUGUAACUAAUUUAAGAGGAAAUAUGUAGUAGCUGGAGGGGAGAAUUGACUAUCAGAUCUGGGAGUUAAAGGGUUAAAGUUGGGCUUCAUGUUAUUAUUUUUUUUUUUAUUUCUUGAAGGUAUUUGACAGAGAAGGUUGUUCCUGGUAACAGAGUCACUGUGAUGGGUAUUUAUUCAAUCAAAAAAGUUGCUCAAAAGGCUGACAAGGUAAGAUGCUCAAAGUUGCAAAUCAGAUCAGAAGAAUUGUACUUAAUUGCUACACUGUCUGUAAAAGGGCCUCGGGGUAUUGUCAUAACAAGCAGCUGAAAUAAGAGGAAACAUUACUGGGAAAUAUAUUUUACAUGUUUCCUUCAGUCAGAGUAUUUAAAUUUGUACUUUCACAAUUAGUUAGGAACAUAAUUUAUUACAUUUAAACUUGCUUCAUGCAACCAGGCAGAAAUAAUUUCAGGACAUAAAUCAAAUUUUUCCUUACAUGUUGAAAAACAGUUGAAGCAGCAAUUUCAGUCUCUGAAACACCUAGCAGUGAAAGGAUUAUGCAGCCGACAUCUAACAAUCCUCACCUUUCUUUUUUCAGGAUCGUGAUGGUGUGGGUGUUGGUAUCAGGAAGCCAUACCUUCGUGUUGUUGGCAUUCAGGUGGAUACAGAAGGUCCUGGUCGCAGCUCCGGGGCACCCCUGAAUCCCUUGGAAGAAGAGGAGUUCAACAGAUUUGCCAGUAGAACUGAUGCAUAUGAGACAAUAGCAAAAAGUAUUGCGCCAUUUAUUUAUGGAAGUGAAGAUGUCAAGAAGUCCAUUGCAUGUCUGCUGUUUGGAGGGUCUCGCAAAAGGUGUGAGAUAAAUGGUUAUUAUGGUACAUAAUGCCUGUGUUUUCCCAAUUGCUCUUUGCUAACUGCAUCCUAAUAUCAUCCACAGGCUCCCUGAUGGACUUACACGACGUGGAGACAUCAAUGUCUUGCUGCUUGGUGACCCAGGUACUGCUAAGAGUCAACUGUUGAAGUUUGUAGAGAAGGUUUCUCCUAUCGGUGUGUACACAUCAGGUAAAGGAAGCAGUGCUGCAGGAUUGACAGCAUCCGUCAUGAGGGAUCCUGUGUCACGUAACUUCAUUAUGGAGGGAGGAGCCAUGGUACUCGCAGAUGGAGGUGUAGUUUGCAUUGACGAGUUUGACAAGGUAAGUAGCAAUGAGACAAAUUUGUUAUGACAGACAGGUAUCAUCCAGUUUAGAAACCCCCAUUAACCCUUCAACUCCCAUGAGUGACCAAGACAGAAUUUCUCCUUGCAACAUCAAUAAAAUAUCAAUAAGGUAAGUGAUGAGAAUAAAGAAAAAAUAUCAAAUUGGGGAUAAUUGGUUGAUCCAAUACUAAAUUCUCUAAACUAACAUUGUAAGAAUUGUAUGGUUGACAGUAAGGAGAAUUACGAAUUUUAUCUGAGUUAAAGGGUUUAACCCUAAGAGUGACCAGCAUCUAAGUUCUCCUUAAAGUAAUAGUGCUAAGUCACUCAUUACCAUUGUGAUAAUAAAGGAAAUGAUGGGUUAUUUAAGAGGCUUUGAUUGUUAAAUAAAUUCUCCUUGUCACAACUAAAGGAAAUGUAUGAAGAAAAGUAUGGAGAAUAUAGAUUCUGAUGUUAAGGUGAUUUAUGGUUUUGUGCUGUUAUAGAUGCGUGAAGAUGACCGUGUAGCCAUUCAUGAAGCUAUGGAACAGCAGACAAUUUCAAUUGCCAAAGUAUGUCAAUUGUAGAAAGUGUUUUAAGAAACUUUCAAAGACUUCUUGCCAAUCAACUUUCUUUUGGCAAUUUUUUUAUAUCUUGUAGGCUGGAAUUACUACAACACUGAAUUCCAGAUGCUCUGUGUUGGCUGCAGCAAACUCUGUAUUUGGUCGCUGGGAUGAAACCAAGGGAGAAGAGGUAGUCCAUCUGAUAACUACCUUCCAUACUCUGUUUAUAUCUGAUAAAAUUUUUUUGCAUAAUAGUGAAUGUUUGCUGAUGUCAGAAAUUUCUUUGUUUGCCAGAACAUAGACUUCAUGCCAACAAUUUUGUCACGUUUUGAUAUGAUCUAUAUCGUCAAGGAUGAACAUGAACAGAAUAAAGACAUGGUAAGAUAUCACCUAUAGUAAUGAAAAUUAUGAUUUAACCCUUCAACUCCCAAGAUCUGAUUGUUAAUUCUCCCCUCUAAUUGGCAAACAAUUCCUUGUAAAUAAGUUAUGGGAAUUUGGUGUUUAGAUCAAGGUAACAACUUCUUCCUGAUAAGUUUGAGUAUUCCCAUUACCUGGUGGCUGGAUGAUGUAUAGAUAUUGUAGGGAGAAGUUGCAAGUUAAUCACUUGUGGUAGUUAAAGGGUGAUAUGAAGGGUCAUCCUUAUACUGUUGUGUACCACUCAUGUUCAAAUGAAUGAACUAAUAAAAGAUUAUUGUAUAUGAAAUACUAUUAUACAUUGGUGUAAACAAAAUCAUUCUAUAAUUUAUGAGGUUGGACAUGCUAGGUUCUUAUUAAUCUUGCAAGAAGCUUGAGAAAAUGUGUUUUUUUCCCUUCCAAUCCCUUCUGUCAGCGCCUUGCCAAACACGUCAUGCAAGUUCAUUUGAAUGCCGCUCAAACAGGACAAGCACAAGAGGGAGAGCUGAGCCUGAAUUUUAUAAAGAAGUACAUCAGUUACUGUCGGAAGUAUGUCAUCAGCUUGCUUGAGAUAUUCUGUGGCUUCAUCUGUGUUUCUUUAUGUGGUGUUGCUCAAGCCAACUCUGUUUUUAUAUUUUAAUAGCAAAUGUGGCCCAAGGCUUUCUGAGGAAGCUGCUCAGAUGCUGAAGAAUCGCUAUGUUCUCAUGCGAAGUGGGGCGCGAGAUUAUGAGAAGGAUGCUGAAAAAAAGAUCAACAUACCUAUAACUGUCAGGUACGGAUUUCAAUUAUAUUUAGUGGAAGUAGACUUGUAGAUUAAGAUUUAAAUACUGGUAACUUAAUUUGCAUCCAUAUUUCAGACAACUGGAGGCAAUCAUCAGAAUUUCAGAGUCACUGGCAAAAAUGAGGUUACAACCAUUUGCUACUGCAGCACAUGUUGAAGAAGCCCUGAGGCUCUUCCAGGUGUCAACUUUGGAUGCUGCCAUGUCAGGCAGCCUCUCAGGUAAAUCACAAUUUUAAUAGAUCAGCAGGGACAAGUGCCCGCGAGGUUGAAAGGUCUGGGUGUAAGAGCUGGUUUAUUCAUUCCCAUACAAAAAUCUUGAGCCUUAUAGAGCCCAGAAUUCAGCCUAAAUACUGUUUGUAGAUCCAGACAUUGGCAUGACAAGAGAGGGAAAAAUUUGUUUCUUGUGUGGGCCAUGACUGUAGUAGAUGCAAGUUGUUGUAGUUUAGAUAUUUACAAGCAAUAUUGAUAAACACCUUUCAGGAGCUGAAGGUUUUACACCAGAACAGGAUGUUGAGGAAGUUAGACAAAUUGAAAAACAAAUAAGGAAGAGAUUUGCCAUCGGCACUCAGGUAAUACUUAUUGUGGGUAUAAUCCUGUCAAAAGAGCACUCCAUAAGUUAACAAAACUAUUGAUGUUUCCAGUGUACCACUCGUAAUCAAAUUACGACUCAAAUUCUUGAAGAGGUUUCAAUGCUGUAAGGUGUGAAGAAUGGUUUUCAGCAAUUACUUCUUUUUAAGAUAAUUUAUCAGACCUUUUUGUCAGGUUAUUAUAUUUCAUUAAAUCAGCAAUAUGCAUGAAUUACCUGCUAUUUUAAAUCUUCGCUAAUAUAUUAAUAACUGCUUCCUUUUCCCGGUAGGUUUCAGAGCAGAGAAUUAUCCAAGAUUUUGCUAAACAGGUAGCUUCAAUCAACAUUUCUGUUUGUUAUAAAGUUAACAUUACUACUGGUUUUAUAUUGACUUGAUGAACAGUUUACAGCAAUAAAAUUGUCUACUGAUAAUGCCUAUUUUUCUUUUCCUGUUGUUUUCACAGAAAUAUUCUGAACGAGCAAUCCACACAGUUAUUUACAUUAUGCUGAGGAGAGGAGAGCUUGAACACAGGUUUCAAAGAAAGGUUCUUUACAGAGUGAAAUGAUCAAAGCCAAUUCUGAGAACUCUUAAACUCUGACUUCACCUCUGGCAUUUACAAGUCUUUAUGGGGCAAGUCAGAAUCUUGUGCAGUUUCUACAAGCUCUCAGCAUUUAUUAAAAAUUUUCUUGUGUACAAAAAUGUAUCUAAGCUGUCCAGAAACGAAAAGUUUGUAUUGCAUCUCUUCAAAUUGCGUUUUGAAGUGUUCAUGUGUAAGGAGUGCUGCAUGCAUGUUAGUGGAUGAAAAUAAAUGGUAAAAGUAAAAAACUUUUUGAUUAGUCUGAAUCCAAGGGAGUCCAAUUUUUUGCAUUAGUCCUCUUACAAUUGAGUUCAGGGAGACACUAUACUUUCAAAGUGCAUUCUCUUCACCCAGGUGUGUUUAUUGAAACCAGAUAAACCUGAAGAAAUACAGAAGGUAACCAUGCAUUGGCAUGGGUUACUACCUACUGAGGGGUAAGUUACCAUACACAUUGUUGCUUCACAUUACAGAAAAAGGGAAAAGCUUUCACAGGAUGGGACAUCUGUCUUGUUUAAAUUAGAAAUCAGUUUAACUCGGCUGGAACAAAAUAAAAGAAAGCCUCAAAACACAAGGACCUAAUUUUUUCCAUUUCUCUCACACUUGGCAGAUCAAAUACUGGAAAAUAACAAAUAGAGUUUGCUGAAAAAUCUUUUAACUCCUAUACAACUCAAGGAGAAAUCAAAGAAUGC
Molecule: messenger RNA, 7693 nt
Organism: Pocillopora meandrina
Lineage: Eukaryota; Metazoa; Cnidaria; Anthozoa; Scleractinia; Pocilloporidae
Source: the annotation of a GenBank genome assembly